AUCUUGAAAGCGUAAUUGUUGUCAUGUUUACGUUGUGUGUGAAAGGCGAUUUUUAUAAUUCAUAUUAUAUUAUUUAGGGUGACGUUAAUGUAACGGAUUGGAUUCGGUAAUUUAUAAAAAUGUUUUAUGCACACUUUGUGCUGGCCAAAAAAGGCCCUUUGGCCAAGAUUUGGCUGGCCGCACACUGGGACAAGAAAUUAACAAAGGCUCAUGUUUUUGAAACGAAUAUUGAGAAGUCGGUCGAUGGAAUACUUAAACCCAAAGUGAAAAUGGCUUUACGAACUUCAGGCCAUCUGUUGCUUGGUGUAGUAAGGAUCUAUUCAAGGAAAGCAAAGUAUUUACUCCAAGAUUGUAAUGAGGCUUUUGUCAAGAUUAAGGUAAGAUUGUUUUAAUUCAAUUGCAAAUAUCAUUACAUUUGAUUGAAAUUGUUUUGGUAUCAUAUCUAGACAAACAUAUACGUCUAUAGGUUUAAGCCUGCGAGAGAAUGAGAUAGAAUACAGUAUAGUAUUUUUCUGAAGUUAUCACUUCUACUGAGUGUGAACUGCACACAAUUUCUUUUUAUAGAAUAUGGGUGAUAAACAAACACACAGUCCACCUUAUGAAAAGUGGAUGACCCAUAGAUCUAUCACAACUAUUGUCAAUUAAUCUAAAGGUAUAUAAGUUGCCACCCCUCAGGAAUAAGGUGGAAUGCAUUGUUACUAUUAAACAGGGUCUCUGGUUCUCUUAGAUUUAUUGGUAUUGUGUGAGAUCAUGGUUUUCUCCCAGUUGAGCCUAUCCAUUCAUGCUCUUGCCAUAAUUUAGCUGCAGUGGAUUGUAUCAUGUUAAUAAAUUGACAAAAUAGAUAAUAAGUUUAAUUUAGAUUAUAGACUAUCAUUUCUACUUCCAUCAAGUAGAAUUUUGUCUUACUGUUGAUGUGCUUUUUUAUACAAGUCAUAUAUUUUUGAGAUUAUUUUAUUGGGACAUCAAAUGGAAUUGUGUGUUUCCUUAAUUCCAUUCUAUUUCAGUGUUCUUCACUCAAACUAGAAUAAUAUUUGUCUACUUGAUUAAAAUAUGAUUCAUUAACUUGAAUACAAAUUUUUAAAAGUAAAUGUUUAAUGAUUUUAUCAUACAAAAUAUCAUUCGUGUAGUGUACCAAUAAUAUGCAUAAAUAUUAACACAUUCAUGCACACACUUCAAUAUUGUAGCUCUGUUAUAUUAUCUAAUGACGCUGUGCAAAUAACAGAUGAUAAUAAUAAUAAUAUUAGUAUUGAAAUAUGACGUCCUAGACGUCGACGUUUAUAGAUGCUAUUCUUCAAAUGAUAUAUAAAAGUCUGCGCAAUAGCGAACAACAUAUCACAACGUCGUCGUUCAUAUACGCUGUGCAACGAUAUAUAUAAAAAAAUUGUGCAGUGGGGAACAACAUAUUAUAACGUCCACAAAUAAUGAUGCCUGUUGCUGUAAAGCGCAGAUAAAUAUAUAUACAAUAGCUAACAACACCAAACUAAUAAUGUUAACAGUACAUAUAAGAAGUAUUUUGUAUAAAAAUAAGAUGUUCUAGAAAGUUUUAACAUAUUAUUAGACAAAAAGAAAUAAAAUGAAACGCUUAUUAUAUAAAAUUAUUGAUUUUCAAAUAACAGUACAUAUAAGAAGUAUUUUGUAUAAAAAUAAAAUGUUCUAGAAAGUUUUAACAUAUUAUUAGACAAAAAGAAAUAAAAUGAAAGGCUUGUUAUAAAAAUUAUUUAUUUUCAAAUAACAGUACAUAUAAGAAGUAUUUUGUAUAAAAAUAAAAUGUUCUAGAAAGUUUUAACAUAUUAUUAGACAAAAAGAAAUAAAAUGAAACGCUUAUUAUAUAAAAUUAUUUAUUUUCAAAUUAUUGGGUUAAUCAAUUGAGGAAAUACACCAGUGCAAUUUUUGGUUAAAUCAGACUCAUUUAUCGCUUAUUAUUGAGAUCAAAGCAACUAUCACAAAUAUAAAACAAUUAGGUAUUAUUCUUAUAAACAAAAAUAUUUAAACUUACAAUUGAAAAUGCAAAAAAAUCAUCUUAUGAACUUAUUCUAUACUUAGAUAUACCAUGGUUACAACUUAGAAUUAUAGAAACCAAUAAAUCUCUUUAAAUUUCUAACUAUCAUUCCUACUAUUUUGCUAAACAAGCAAGGACAAACUGUGACCCAACCUCACAAAAUUGCUAGGGUAUUUGUGGACCAAUUCACUAAUUUUUUUCCAAACAGAACCACAUGACCAACUGCCUACAUUAGACCCGACACCUCGAGUAGAGGAUACCAUUGAAGAAAUUCUGUUCAAGCCAGACCAAGUCAACCAAGUCAUUUCAGAAAUGAAAACAGAUUCAUCUUCGGGACUAGACGAUAUACCGGUAGCUAUAUUGAAGAAAUGCAACCUAUCUCACUAUUUAACAACAAUAAUGCAAACAUCGUACGAGACAAGCACCUUACCGGACUUAUGGAAAACAUCAUUGGUGACACCCAUAUUUAAAAAAGGUAGCAAACUGGAACCAUCCAUUUACAGACCCAUCAGUUUGACCAGUGUGGUCUGCAAGAUUAUGGAGAAAAUUAUAGUCAAGCAUAUUAGAAACUUCCUCUCCAACCACAAAGUUAUCCCUAAACAGCAACAUGAUUUUUGUCCACAUCGUUUCACAAUUUCCAAUUUAUUAUUAUGCCUAUCGUCAUGGACCAAACACUUUAAUGAGAGAGAGCCUAUUGACGUAAUUUAUCUUGACUACGAAAAGGACUUUGAUAAAGUCCCUACGAGAAGACUCCUCCAGAAACUGGAAUGUGUAGGAAUAUGUGGAAAACUACUAGCUUGAAUCGAGUCUUUUUUGCGUGGGAGAACCCAACAAGUAAUAAUCAGUGAAACAAACUCUGAUCACAUAGAUAUACAUAGUGGAGUGCCACAGGGUUCCGUUCUAGUUCCUGUAUUGUACAUUAGUUAUACUUUUGACCUUCCCCUUUGCCUACAGUGUAAUGUCAGCAUAUUUGCAGAUGAUACUAAAAUAUUUGCAAAUCCACUAAUAGACUACAACUGCCUUCAGGAUGAUCUAAAUAAAAUAGCUAUUUGUUCCAAGGAAUGGCUCAUAAAUCUCAAUGCUUCAAAAUGUACAGUAUUACGCAUAGGAAACUGUAACCUCAUCUUACCUAUAAACUGAGCGGCACGUCACUUACAGAUGUUAAAAUACAAACAGAUUUGGGAGUCAAAAUUGCAGAAGACUUGAAGUAGCAUAUAACAACUACUGUUAAGAAAGCUAAGGGAAUUAUCUACCUCGUGAGAAAAGCUUUUGCUGUCGUAACACUGGAAAUGAUGCUUAAGAUCCACAAAAUAUUUAUCAGGCCAAUAUUAGAAUAUGCAUUUCAAGUCUGGAAUCCAUACUUUAUCAAGAACAUUGAAGCGUUGGAAAAAGUACAGCGUAGCUUCACUAAAGUACCACGGCUAUUGAAACAACAGUCUUAUGAAGAACGUUUGAUAGUUUUAAAACUUACAACAUUAAAAAGCCCGAGGGACCGAGGAGAUCUAAUUGAGACCUUUAAUAUCUUAAAUGGGCAUUACGACAUUGAGAAGUUUGACAAAUUGUUUAUUCGUAUUGAAAAACACCAAAUUCUCCAUUGUCAACAAAAAGGUUUGGCGUGGUUUCCCGGGAUGACUAAAGCUCAAAGAUUUUCAUUGAAGAUUCCUUCUUUUUUUGACUCAUUUUAUAUAUCU
Molecule: messenger RNA, 3690 nt
Organism: Parnassius mnemosyne (clouded apollo)
Lineage: Eukaryota; Metazoa; Arthropoda; Insecta; Lepidoptera; Papilionidae
Source: the annotation of a GenBank genome assembly